Molecule: messenger RNA, 1260 nt
Organism: Fraxinus pennsylvanica
Lineage: Eukaryota; Viridiplantae; Streptophyta; Magnoliopsida; Lamiales; Oleaceae
Source: the annotation of a GenBank genome assembly
AUGGCCCUUCAAUUUACGUGUGUUGGGAUGAAGAUGAAGGCUGUUUUUUGCUUCAUGUUUUUGUUAGCAGUGCCUUUAUUUGGCAGUGCAGCCAGAUUGAGCAUGGAGAAUCUUGAAGUUAAGAAGCACUUGAACAGUCUGAACAAACCUCCUCUCAAGUCCAUUAAGAGCCCAGAUGGCGACAUCAUUGACUGUGUUCAUAUGUCUCAUCAACCAGCUCUUGAUCAUCCUUUACUUAAAAAUCAUACAAUUCAGACGAGGCCGAAUUAUCAUCCAGAAGGUCUAUUUAGAGACAAAAAAGUGGGCAAAAAUGUUGAAGGUCCAAAACCAAUUACUCAGUUGUGGCACAUGAAUGGGAGAUGCCCAGAGGGCACAAUUCCAAUAAGAAGAACAAAGAAAGAGGACUUGUUGAGAGCAAGUUCAAUUAAGAGUUAUGGGAAGAAAAAUCACAGAAGGGUCCCUAAACCAAAGUCUGCUGAUCCUGAACCUGACCUUAUCAACCAAAGUGGUCAUCAGCAUGCAAUAGCGUAUGUUGAAGGAGACAAAUAUUAUGGAGCAAAGGCAACUCUAAAUGUAUGGGAUCCUAAAAUUCAACAAUCAAAUGAAUUCAGCUUGUCCCAGAUUUGGAUUUUGGGAGGUUCAUUUGCCUCAGAUUUAAACAGUAUUGAGGCUGGUUGGCAGGUUAGUCCAGAUUUAUAUGGGGAUAGCAACACAAGACUUUUCACCUAUUGGACAAGUGAUUCUUAUCAAGCCACGGGCUGCUACAACUUGCUGUGUUCAGGCUUUAUUCAAAUCAAUAAUGAAAUAGCAAUGGGGGCUAGCAUCUCCCCUAUUUCUGGCUAUCACAGUUCCCAAUAUGAUAUCAGCAUUCUUGUCUGGAAGGACCCCAAAGAAGGAAACUGGUGGAUGCAAUUUGGGGAUGAGUAUGUACUGGGAUACUGGCCUGGAUAUUUAUUUUCAUACUUGACAGAUAGUGCAACAAUGAUAGAAUGGGGAGGAGAAGUAGUAAACUCAGAAUCAGAUGGACAACACACCACAACACAAAUGGGGAGUGGCCAUUUCCCUGAAGAAGGAUUUGGUAAAGCCAGUUAUUUCAGGAAUAUUCAAGUAGUAGAUAACUCAAACAACUUAAGGCCUCCAAAAGACAUUGACACUUUCACCGAGCAGUCAAAUUGCUACAAUGUACAACUUGGCAAGAGCAAUGAAUGGGGCAGUUAUUUCUACUAUGGUGGCCCUGGUAGAAACCCUAAUUGUCCAUGA